Messenger RNA from Daucus carota subsp. sativus, 930 nucleotides. Its product is annotated as PITH domain-containing protein At3g04780. The record is from RefSeq and is a predicted model, not a curated record. The transcript has 8 exons. Bases 134 to 664 code for a protein of 176 amino acids. Lineage: Eukaryota; Viridiplantae; Streptophyta; Magnoliopsida; Apiales; Apiaceae.
AAUCCAAUUGAGUUAUUCCUUGCGUGAGACACCCGCGCCGCGCCCACUACCUCGGACUUUAUACACAAGAUACAUACAUACGUUUGACUCUCGUACACACAGAAGAGGGGUUUUCUCUUUGGUCCGUUUCACAAUGUCUGGAGAACCCGCCUCUGCAAUUCAAAGAAACCAAGUUGAUCUAGUGGACUUCAUAGAUUGGACUGGAGUCGAAUGUCUGAAUCAAACUUCAACCCAGGCUUAUGCCAAUGCUCUCAAAAAGGGUUAUAGAGAAGAUGAUGGGUUGAAUUUAGAGAGUGAUGCAGAUGAACAACUUUUGAUUUAUAUACCUUUCACCCAAGUCAUCAAACUACACUCAAUUGCCAUUCAAGGACUUGACGAGGAAGGUCCAAAAACAGUUAAACUGUAUACAAAUAGGGAGCAUAUGGGAUUCAGUAAUGUUAACGACUAUGCUCCAAAUGACACCAUAGUAUUAUCCUCUGAAGAUAACAAGGGAAAACCAGUUGCUUUAAAGUAUGUCAAGUUUCAGAAUGUUCGCAGCUUGACAAUUUUUAUCGAGGAUAACCAAUCUGAAUGCGAGACAACAAAAGUUCAAAAGAUUGUCUUAUAUGGAACUACGGUGGAGACAACUGAUAUGAAAGGAUUGAAAAAGAUGGAAGACCAUUGAUUAUGACUCGAGGAAACAACGGACAGUACACUGGGAUAGGUUUGGGAAUAUAUUCGUUAUGUCCUGUAAUGUUGUUAAAUAUUUAAUAGAACAUUCAGUUUCCCAUAGAAUAUUUGGGUGACUUUGUACUCUCAAAUUUCAGUGGAGCACCCUUUAUCAUCUGUCAUGUUUUCUUUAUCUUGAAUGAUGACCAUGUAACAAUGUUGAUCUCUUGCAUUUUCUAAUGACAUAGCAAUUUUGUUAUACAAUAAGUUGAUUUGGAUCAA